AUGGCUGUUAAUACUUUUUUAUUGGAUUUCACUGUCAAUCCGAAUGCAUGCGAAACAGUUGAAGAUAGAUACAUGAUUAAGGAAAAUGUCGAAAGUUGUCUUAAAGAAUAUAUAAAAGAUAUUAAAUGCGAUUCAUUCAGAGAAUUGGAUGGAGGAUUUUUAUCUAUUUUUUUCGGAGCCAAAGGAACAUUUAUCACGGUGAGAGGAUUAAAAGAAGGAAUUGUUACAAUCAAUAUUGAAUAUUAUAAAUCUGAAACGGAAGAUGAUAUGCUUACAUUCGAGCAACUUCGUUUGCUUGAAUUAUCAAUUGGUAAAGCUCUCGCCUCGGCUAGGAGCAAACAUCUUCCACCGAUAAAAAGAGGAGGAGCAAUUGAUGUGUAUUUAACAACAUCAGACGAAAGGAUUUUGGAAUACGACAUCGACAAAGUUGUUUUCGAAGAAACAUCUCCAUAUCAAAAAAUACAAAUCGUACAUUCGAAAAGUUUAGGAAAUAUAUUACUAUUGGACGAUUUGCAAAACAUGUCGGAAAGCGAUUUGAUUUACACGGAAACUCUUAUGCAAAGAGGAGUUGAAAAUUACGAGAAUAAAGAAAUAAUUAUUCUCGGCGGAGGAGAUGGUUGUUUGCUUUGGGAAUUGUUGAAAGAAAAUCCAAAAUUCAUCACAAUGUUAGAGUUGGAUGAAGUCGUUAUAAAAGCUUGCGGCGUUUAUUUGAGAUCUUCCUGCGGCAACUGUCUCGAUAAUUACAAAGGAGAUAAAUACGAAAUCAUUGUCGGUGAUUGUUUCGAAACGUUGGAAAAGUUUAUAAAAGAAGGGAAAAAGGUCGAUUACGUUUUUGGGGAUUUAACGGAUGUUCCGGUGGAUACGAGCGGUCAAAAUGGGGAAAUGUGGAAUUUCAUACGAUUGAUAUUGAAUAAAUCAAUGCAAGUCAUUCGUCCCGGUGGAAAAUUUUUAACACACGGAAAUGGAGCUUCCGCAGUUAGAAGUUUGCAACUUUAUGAAAAAAUGUUGCAAAAUUUAAAAGUUCCAGUUAAAUUUACUACGGCUCAUGCUUUCAUACCGUCAUUUUUAGAAGAUUGGGUAUUUUAUCAAAUCACUCCUUGUUUCGGUAACAAUCUUUCAACCUAA
Messenger RNA from Pediculus humanus corporis (human body louse), 1125 nucleotides. Its product is annotated as Spermine synthase, putative. The coding region runs from base 1 to 1125 and encodes 374 amino acids. Gene Ontology annotation, biological process: spermine biosynthetic process. NCBI's taxonomy places the organism in Eukaryota, Metazoa, Arthropoda, Insecta, Psocodea, Pediculidae. Gene Ontology annotation, molecular function: spermine synthase activity. The transcript is spliced from 7 exons. The record is from RefSeq and is a predicted model, not a curated record.